Molecule: messenger RNA, 342 nt
Organism: Nematocida ausubeli
Lineage: Eukaryota; Fungi; Microsporidia
Exons: 1
Coding region: 1-342 (113 amino acids)
Source: RefSeq, a predicted model, not a curated record
AUGAACGAGUCUUACAGCAAGAGUGCCUGCCGAAUACCAGAAGAAAGAGACAUAAAAUACAAGCUCGAAAUGAAGGAAAUUAAUGGGCUGGAUUUAGAAAUAGAUUGCUAUUUAAAAAAGAUAAAGUAUGCAGAAAGUAUGUUGAAGAAACAUGAGGCAGAGAUGGCAGCUGCAGAAAAGAACAAACAUGACUCAAAGCAGUGCUACCUGGUGUAUCUAUUGGCAGUGAUCUACUUCGGGAGAACGUACUUGAUUGGGAUGAAAGCGCUUUUAGAAUAUUUAAGCCUCAUAGAUACCAAGACAAAUUUACUGUACAAAGUAAGGCAAGCAGAGGCAGAAUAA